UUCCACCAAUAGCAUGGGAGUUUGACGGGGCUGAUCGAGAGCAUCCGAUGGAAGGGCGUUAAUGCCAAUUUUGUCUUUUGUGUCUUGUGCAAAUUUUUUCGGGCUAGUUUGGAAGUUUAUGUGAAAGUUUUAGUUAUUUUACUUACGUUGGGGUGACAUGUUGUAUACAGUUCGAUUCCAUGUUUUUUGUCGUUACGAAGUUUAAGUGCUCUUUGUUCUCAGAUAGUUUUCUUUACGUGUCCAGAUUUUGACAUAUAGUUCAAUGGGUUUAGGUCCCAGUUCUCAAGGCGACAUGGAAGUUGAUUUAGAUAAAAUAAGAGUGGUAGUUAAGGGGCUAAUUGAUGGUGAUAAAAUUGUAAUUUUUUCAAAGACAACAUGCCCGUACUGCAGAACGGCGAAGUCGAUAUUCGAUGGUAUGAACCAGCGGUACACAGCUGUUGAGUUAGAUCGCCGGGAUGAUUGUAAUGCCAUUCAGACUGUACUGGAAGAGAUGACUGGAGCACGAACGGUUCCCCGUAUCUUUGUCGGAGGGGAAUGCCUAGGAGGCUGCUCCGAUGUGAAGAAACUUUUUGAGUCAGGAAAGCUUGCAGAAAUAGUUGAAGCAAAGUAAACACACAGUAUGAUAACUGCUGUGGAACAUCAUACAUUUAUUCAUGUUGCUUAAACAAGAAAUGAAAUAAAUAUGUGGGUUAAUUCUUUUUAGCAUAUUUUAAAAGGAUAUUGUCACAUUUCAGGUUGGACAUUAAUUGUAUAUGUGUAUGAAUGUGAAUGUUAAUAAAGACAUCAGUAUUGAGUCAGUGA
Messenger RNA from Cryptotermes secundus, 801 nucleotides. Its product is annotated as glutaredoxin-like. The record is from RefSeq and is a predicted model, not a curated record. Gene Ontology annotation, biological process: cellular response to oxidative stress. Gene Ontology annotation, molecular function: glutathione disulfide oxidoreductase activity. Bases 263 to 610 code for a protein of 115 amino acids. Gene Ontology annotation, cellular component: cytoplasm. NCBI's taxonomy places the organism in Eukaryota, Metazoa, Arthropoda, Insecta, Blattodea, Kalotermitidae. The transcript is spliced from 3 exons.